Molecule: messenger RNA, 760 nt
Organism: Neolamprologus brichardi
Lineage: Eukaryota; Metazoa; Chordata; Actinopteri; Cichliformes; Cichlidae
Source: RefSeq, a predicted model, not a curated record
UUACAAAAGCACCGUAGAACGUGAGUUUUCUCAGUACAGGGAUAGAAGUUCAGCGGUGAUACUUUUAGAAACUGAGGAGCUAAGUAGGGCAGCCAUGCGCCUGAUAGGGUGCACAGUGCUCCUCUCUGUCCUGCUGCCGGCUAUGUCUGCCCCAUUAGAGGAAUGGCAGAGGGCAACAUCCAUUUAUAACUUUUCAGCAACGGAUAUUGAUGGCAACGUGGUUUCCCUUGAAAAAUACAGGGGGAAUGUUGUCAUCAUCACCAACGUAGCCUCUAAAUGAGGUAAAACCCCAGUAAACUACUCUCAGUUUACUCAGUUGCACGCCAAGUACGCUGAGAGAGGUUUAAGCAUCCUUGCCUUCCCUUCCAACCAGUUUGGGAACCAGGAGCCGGGCAAUGAAACUCAAAUCAAGCAGUUCGCAGACAAGUUCCAGGCUCGGUUUGAUAUGUUCAGCAAGAUCGAGGUGAAUGGGGAAAACGCUCAUCCUCUGUGGAAGUGGCUGAAGGAGCAGCCUAACGGGAAGGGCUUGUUUGGAAAUAGCAUCAAGUGGAAUUUCACUAAGUUUUUGAUCAAUAGAGAGGGUCAGGUGGUGAAGAGAUAUGGACCCUUGGAUGAUCCAAGUGUACGUACAAAAUCUUUGGUUAUUCUGUCAGAUGUUCAUUGCUCGUGUGUCUGUGUGAUUACUGCUCACCCCGUGAUGAGCUCUGCUGUGCUUUCAGUAACAACAAGAGAUGUUUGUAGUACGUGUAACUUUAUCACC